GGUAAACCACUUACCUUUGCGCUUUGGCUAGAGAGAUACAGUGUGAAGAGGGAAGGUGGGGGUUGGAUCUGAGGAGUUUUAAAAAAAAAAGCCUUUGAUGGUACUUUCCUUUUGAAAGAUUAGUUCUAGGAGAGAAAACAUCAGCUACUUGUUUCAGCAUUGUGCUGGCUACUUGACACAUUACCUAGAAUCACCUGGGAACCAUAAGUAACGAGUUUCAUCCCUCAGAUUGAUCCGUUGAAAGAGAGAGAAAAGAGAAAGAAAAGAGAAGAGAAGAAAAAAAAUCAAGCUGCAAGCCAUAUAUGGAGAAAUCCAGUGUGUGAGUUUUGUGACGUCAUGUUCUGCUCUCGGACUUCUCAAGCUGAAGUAGGCUGUGCUUUGUAAAGCUGGCCAUAAGAAAAACAAAACCAGUGUUCUGAAGAUGGAGCUCAGAGGCAGAGCAUUUGUCUAGCAAAAACAACCCUGGGUUCAUCCAAGCUUCAACACGGAGACAGUCUGCAUUCUAUCAGAACACUGAGGCUCUGGAUUCUAGGUCCAGCAGCAAGCAGAGGGACCAUGCAGGUCAUCCUUGCUGUGAUGGUCUGGAUGGCUUCUUCUGUAUCUAGUUCUUCAUAUACAGCACAGACUUUGCCAGAUGUAACAAACGAGGACUUCAUCAAAGAAUGUGUUCAAGUUCACAACCAGCUUCGGUCAAAAGUGAACCCAGCAGCCAGAAAUAUGCUGUACAUGUCCUGGGACUCAAAACUAGCCCAAAUUGCAAAGGCCUGGGCAACAUCCUGUGAAUUUAAACACAACCCACAGCUGCAUUCACGGAUACACCCAAAUUUCACUGCCCUGGGAGAAAACAUCUGGUUUGGCUCUCUAUCCCUCUUCUCAGUAUCUUCCGCCAUCUCCGCCUGGUAUAAAGAAAUCAAGGACUAUGACUUCAGCACUAGGAAAUGUACAGGAGUCUGUGGCCAUUACACUCAGGUUGUUUGGGCAGAUAGUUACAAGCUUGGCUGUGCAGUGCAACUUUGCCUUAAAGGAACAAUUUUUAUAUGCAACUAUGGACCAGCAGGAAAUUACCCAACAUGGCCAUAUAAGCAAGGAGCCACUUGCAGUAACUGCCCAAAAGAUGACAAGUGUCUGAACAAUCUCUGCACUAACCCACGACGGGAUCAGGUCUCACGUUACCACUCUGUUGAUUAUCCAGACUGGCCUAUAUAUCUACGUAACAGAUACACAUCUCUCUUUCUCAUUGCUAAGUCAGUUCUUCUAUUACUGUGUGUUAUAAUUACCAUUUGGGUAAAGCACAAAUAUCCUAACUUAGUUCUUUUGGACUAAUGCCAUGGUUGGGGAACAGCUUACUCAUAUGUGGCUAUUUUAAAAUGUUUCAAUAAAAUCUUAGUCAAAAGAACUUAGUUUUCUAAGUCUACAGAGUUAACUUGUCUUUCUACAUUAUGAAUUCGGACUGACCAGGUUUCUACAGGUAGACUUUCAGUAACGUACUCCUGGGAAAUCUAACAGAUUUCUGUAAAUCUUUGAUAAUUCUAAGUCCAGUUGCUGUCAAAAAUACUUGCUGCUCUUGUGAAGCCCGGUGUCUGAUUUCUAGCCCCAUCACUGUGUCUCAUUACCACCGACACCUCUAGUUCCAGUGCAUUCUAUGCCCUCCUCUAGCCUCCGGGGGCGGGGACCAGGUGUGCACAGGCUUACAUGUAGGGUAGAUAGCCAUAUACAUUUUUCCGGUAUCAUUUCGUCAAUCAGAAUAAAUUUGGUUUAGAGGCCUUGGA
This is a messenger RNA of Grammomys surdaster, 1769 nucleotides long. It is a transcript of the gene Glipr1, whose product is annotated as GLI pathogenesis related 1. The transcript is spliced from 7 exons. Lineage: Eukaryota; Metazoa; Chordata; Mammalia; Rodentia; Muridae. The coding region runs from base 556 to 1323 and encodes 255 amino acids. Gene Ontology annotation, cellular component: extracellular region. The record is from RefSeq and is a predicted model, not a curated record.